AUGACGGGCGGCAAGGAGAACGGCGCCACGGGUGGGAUUGUCGUCUUCUCGGGCGGCACUGCGGCCAAUUCUCUGGUCGAUGUGUUUAAUAAGAUCCUUGGCAAGCGUGGCUGUCCCCUACAGUACAUCAUCCCCAUCAGCGACAAUGGCGGAAGCUCGUCUGAGCUGAUCAGGGUGUUUGGAGGGCCAAGUGUUGGUGAUAUCCGAAGCCGUCUUGUUCGUUUGAUCCCGAACAAUGGCGACGAGGAGAGAGCGGCGCUGAAGACGCUGUUCGAGUACAGACUAUGCUCCGAUCCGCUCAAGGCGAGGACGGAAUGGCUCGACGUUGUCGAGGGGAGGCAUCUCUUGUGGUCGUUCAUCUCUAGCGAGAAGCGGGAACUCAUCCGCUCAGUGUUCAAUACAUUGAACAUGGAGAUCGUCAAACGUGCUAGGCCAACGUCGGUUUUCAAUUUUGGAGAGGCGAGCAUAGGCAACUUGUUCUUGACAGGAGCCCGCCUGUUCUCUGGGUCUUUCGAGGCCUCUAUCUACCUGCUGUCUAUGAUCUGCUCCAUCCCAGAGUCGAUAUCUGUGCUCCCAGCCAUCAACUCCAACUUCACGCACCACAUCUCGGCCGGGCUGGCUGAUGGCACGCAGAUCGCAGGCCAAGUAGCCAUCUCGCAUCCCUCGGCGCCGACGUCCGUGCCGGACAACACGAUCCGGCCGACGGGCGACCGCACCGAGGACCACGACCGCAUCGAGGACGCCAACCUGCCGGGGUCGCUGCCCGUGCUGCGGGGCCGGCACGCGGGCUUCUCCAAGGACGACGAGGACGACCUGCCGGCACCCGUGCGGCGCGUCUGGUACAUCAACCCGUACGGCCACGAGAUCUGGCCGCUGGCCAACCCCAAGGCGCUGGCGGCGCUGCACGCGGCGCGCAUGGUCGUCUACAGCAUCGGCAGUCUCUACACGUCCAUCGUGCCGUCGGUGGUGCUGCGCGGCGUCGGGGCGGCGCUGGCGGACCCAGGCCCCGGCCCCGGCCCCGGCCCCGGCGCCAUCCGCCACAAGGUGCUCGUCCUCAACGCGCGGCUCGACCGCGAGACGGGCGGCGGGCGGCACCCGAUGACGGCGACGGACUUUGUGGCGGCGAUUGCGCGCGCCGCGGCGGAGAGCCAGAGCGACUUCUCGGCGGCGGCGCACGAGGACGAGUACGGCCGGUACGUGACGCACUUGGUGCACCUGACGGGGCCGGGGGCGCCGGCCGUGGACGCGGAGGAGCUGGCGCGGCUCGGGGUGCGGUGCGUGGAGGUGCGCGGGAGGAUGGUGGGCGAGGGGCGGAGAAGGAUGCUGAGGUACGAUGAGGCUGGGCUGAUGGAGGCUCUGGAGAGGAUCACGGAUGAGUGA
This is a messenger RNA of Phaeoacremonium minimum UCRPA7, 1380 nucleotides long. Its product is annotated as putative upf0052 domain protein. Gene Ontology annotation, molecular function: LPPG:FO 2-phospho-L-lactate transferase activity. NCBI's taxonomy places the organism in Eukaryota, Fungi, Ascomycota, Sordariomycetes, Togniniales, Togniniaceae. The record is from RefSeq and is a predicted model, not a curated record. The transcript has 4 exons. Bases 1 to 1380 code for a protein of 459 amino acids.